UACUACAUCCCUGGUUUGCAGCCCGGCAAAAUUGCGUCUUUGGUGAAAUUAAAAUGAUAGCAAUUCCUUAGGCACGAUUCUGUUGAAACGUCAUCAUGUCAUCCAUUGACAAGUUGUCUAUUCAGGGAGUCCGGAGUUUCGGCUCCAACUCAGAGGAUCUUCAGAGCAUUACGUUUUCAUCGCCGGUUACCCUGAUUUUGGGCGAGAAUGGGUGCGGAAAGACGACUGUUAUAGAGUGUCUAAAGUAUGCCCUUACUGGCGAAUGUCCACCGGGAAGUGAUCGCGGUAAAAGUUUCGUCCAUGACCCCAAGAUUUUCGGACUGAACGAGUCGCUGGCACAAAUUAAGAUGCAGGUCCGCGACAAGAGAGGCGCCCAAGUAUCCAUCUGCCGCACUAUGAAGGUGUCCAAUAAGCGCAACAAGGUGUCCUUCGAGACGAUGGACUCCACCAUUAACUUCCUUAGCGGCGCUGGUCAGUCGAAGCGCGAGAGUCAUGACUCUCUGAGCGGACGCACCGUGGACAUCGAUGUGGCCAUCUCGGACUUCAUGGGCGUCUCGAAGGCGAUUAUCAAUAAUGUCUUGUUUUGCCAUCAAGAGGACUCCAGUUGGCCGUUGGACGAGGCAAAGAAGCUGAAGGAGAAGUUUGACGCUAUAUUCGGCAUCACCGAGUACAAUAAGGCUUUAGAUAAAAUCAUAAAGCUGCGCAAAGAGGCCGUGGAAGAGCUGAAGAUAAUGGAUGCCAACAUGAAGCAUGUGGCCUAUCUCAAGGAGGAAAUGGAGGUUAAGACCAUGAGCCUUCAGAGGGCCCAACAAAAAUGCGACGUUAUAGAGGCGCAGUGCAGUGAAUGCGAGGUGCAGAUGAAGCCUAUUGAGGCCAGGUUGGAGGAAAUCCGAAAUGUAGAGUUCGAAAUUGGAAAAUACCAAGCGCAGAAGGUCGAAAUGGACACCAAGCACAAAAACUGCAAGGAGCAGAUCACCACCAUAUCCCGAAAGAUCAAAAGCCCCUUUGAGGGUUCUCUUGUUGAGUUGGAACUGGAGAUCAGCAACUUCGAUCAACGCAUGUCAGAGAUGAGACAACAGCGAACAGAGGCGGAGCAGAAUGUUUCCCAGCUUAAGAAAUCCAGUGCAACUGAGCAGGAUAAAUUGGGCAAACUGGACAAAAAGCACUGCCUGGCCAAGGAGCGGUAUCAGAGCGAGCAGACUUGCAGGACACAGCUACUAAAACGGAUCAAGGACUUCUGCCGAGAACUACAGAUGCCCAUCGAUGGUAAUCUCCUUGAGGAGCCCGAAAAGCUGGUGGAAGUGCUGCAGGACAUCGAGGCGAUGAUUUUGAGUAAGCACUGCGAAAUCGCGGAGAUCGUUGAGCAGAACGACAACGCCGAUCGAAGCAGACAGGCUAAGAUCGACGAGUUGCGCAUAGAGCUAACCAAAUCGGAGCAAAGUGUGAUGGCCCAGGAGAAGCAAAGAGAAACCAGCAAGCGAGAGGGCGAAAGCCUUCGGGUGGAUAUCAAAAAAAUCGAAGGCUCCAUGCAGGAACUAAAGAAGCUGGAGAAAGAAAUUGCUGAUGUAAAUGAACUGUAUGAAAGCGCUACAAAAGAUUUGGACCAGCAAGCCAUGAAAGAGGUCAUCUCCAGGAAGAAAUCCAGUAUUGCCGAGAAGCAGUUGUUGUUUAAGAAGUUGGACGAGCAGUUAACGUUCUUGGGGUCCAUGGCCAAACUAGUUGCCGAAAUCAGUCUUAAGCAGAAGGAACUAGAAAAAAGGAACCAGGAAGUCCAUCGCGUGCGCAACCGUCACGCGGAUAACUUUGGCAAAUUCUUCAAGGAACCCAUAAACAGCAAUUAUCGCCGAUCGGUGCAGGGGGCCUACGAAAAACUGCGUCACGAGAUCAAUGAUCUCAACGAAAAGGCCAACACGCAGAAGCUGAGGGAGCAGUCGUUCGAGAUAAAGCGUAAAAAUCUCAUUGGCGAGAUUUCCCGCAUGGAAAAGGAUCUCAAGGAGAGCGAGGAGUUGAUUUUUCAAAAAUGUCGCUCAACUCCGUACGAGGAUCUGCUGGAACGCAGCAAGACGGUCAUUUCCAAACUACAGUUCGAACAUGGCGCCCUGAAAUCCUCUGAGGCCCUUUACAAGAAGUACAUACAAAAAAUCGGUGAAGAGCCCUGUUGCCCUUUAUGCCAUCACAAUAUGUCUGGGGAUGAGGCCUGUGACUUGACCAUCGAGCUAACCGAUGAGAUCCAAAAGUUGCCCGAUAAUAUCAUCAGAGCUGAGAAAGCUCUAAAGGCAGAGCAAAUGAAAUACGAGAACUUACUGCACAUAAAGCCCAAUAUUCUUAAGGUUAAAGAUCUAAAGGAAUCCUUGCCCCAAAAGAAAGAGGAACUGAAAAAAGUAGAGGAGUUGCUCGGAGAUAGCGUCAGCGAAUAUGAGACUUUGCUGGCUCUGAUUGGGGAGCCCACACACAAUAUGGAGUUGGCGAAUUCUAUGAUGGGUGAUAUGACACUAAUAGACGAGGCUUUAAAAGACUCCUGUCGGCUUACAAAAGAUCUGGAUCAGCAGAAGGCCAAAUUACCAGCUUCUUAUGACUCGAGUGUAUCGAUGGAUGCUCUGCAGGCGGAGAAGAGCGAGAUUUCCAAAAGUUUAGAGGACGACCGCAAGGAGUUAGACUCCACUCAAAAUACAUUCCAACAGCAGAUGGAUGCUCUAAAUCGUUUGCGGGAAAAGAAAAAUAGCUUAAAAGACCGGCAAAUACAUCUCCAGGAGGGUUUGCAAAGUCUUCCACAACUUAAGGAGCGUCUGGAUACGCUCAAUAAUUUUCUUAACACAGUAGCUGUUGAAAUAAGUGAACUGAAGGCCAAAAUACACCCUCUAAAACUAAAUCUAAAAUCUGCUAUAGGUGAAAAAGAACGCUUAAAGGAGACCGAAAAGGUCAAACUAGCUCAGUUGAAUUCUAAAUAUAAUUCAUACAAAAGCACAGAUCAGGACAUACAAAGAUUGAAUAAAGAAGCCCAGGAAUAUGCCAAACUGGAUCUUCAAAAUGAGAUUACAAAAUUGGAUGAAAAUAUAAAGGGAACCAGAAACACGCUGAGAAAAUUGGAAAUCGAGGUCUCUUUAAAAACUGAUGAACUGGAAACUCUAAAAACAGAAUGCCUUAACCAGCUGACCGUUGAACGAGAUAUGAAGGACAACCGUGAGCUGAAACAGCUCCAGGAAAAGGAAUCCAAACUGAGCGAAAACUGCAAGACGCUAGAUAAGCAACUAGGUAAUCUGGACUUCCACAGCGUUCACAGGGAGAAAGUGGAACUGACAAAAAAACGGGAUAAAGCUACAGUGAGAAAAGGUGAGCUGCUGGGACAGCUGGGCGAAAUAAACAGCCAGGUUGACAAGUUGAAGCGGGAAAUCAAUGAGCCCAGAUUCAAGGAGUCCCUUAAAAAUUUCCGCAAGGCCAAUUACGAGCUGAUGGUGACCCGUCUUAGUAUCGAGGAUUUAGGCCAACAUCGUUUGGCAUUGGAGUGGGCCCUGAUCCAGUUCCACGCGGAGAAAAUGGAGAAGAUUAAUCGGCUGAUACGCGAGUACUGGCGCAUGAUUUAUCGCGGUAAUGACAUAGACUAUAUCCAGGUGAAGACUGACGAGGUCAGCACGGAAGCUUCGGCAGACCGCCGAAAGACGUACAACUACCGAGUGGUCCAGUCCAAAAACAACACGGAGAUCGAGAUGCGGGGGCGCUGCAGUGCUGGUCAGCGCGUUCUAGCCUCCCUCAUCAUCCGCUUGGCGCUGGCUGAGACUUUUAGCAGUAAUUGUGGCGUCCUAGCUUUGGAUGAGCCCACCACGAAUUUGGAUCGCAUCAAUAUAACCUCACUGUGCGAUGCCCUAAACUGUAUCGUAGAGGAACGCCAGAGCCAGUCUAACUUUAUGCUCAUCAUAAUUACCCAUGACGAGAAUUUCAUCUCGUCGCUGGGGAAGAUAAGCACCUACCAUCGGGUCUUCCGCAACGAUGAGUGCAAAUCGGUUAUUCGAAAAGUGCAGGUUGGCUAAAAAGUGUGCCUAUCAAAGAGUGCAUUUACACCAGUAAAAAUAAUUACUUUUAUUAUCGCUGUGUGUUUACUGAAGAAUAAAGAAGACACUGUACUGGCACAGCAAGCAUGUUGCACUUUAAAA
Messenger RNA from Drosophila rhopaloa, 4148 nucleotides. It is a transcript of the gene rad50, whose product is annotated as DNA repair protein RAD50. NCBI's taxonomy places the organism in Eukaryota, Metazoa, Arthropoda, Insecta, Diptera, Drosophilidae. Bases 96 to 4025 code for a protein of 1309 amino acids. Gene Ontology annotation, molecular function: G-quadruplex DNA binding; single-stranded telomeric DNA binding; ATP hydrolysis activity. Gene Ontology annotation, biological process: chromosome organization involved in meiotic cell cycle; double-strand break repair; telomere maintenance via telomerase. Gene Ontology annotation, cellular component: nucleus; Mre11 complex; condensed nuclear chromosome. The transcript is spliced from 9 exons. The record is from RefSeq and is a predicted model, not a curated record.